CGCGCCCGUGCGCCUGCAGUCCUGCUGCCUGCCCUGCCAGCUCGCCCCUGCGUCCGCAGCUGCCUGCUUGCGUGCCCGUGCACCUGCAACCUUGCCUCAAGCUGCUAGCCUGCAGCUGCUCCUGCAGCCCUCUCGGCCAUGCCUCAUCCUGCAUUCUUCGGCAGCAACUAAAAUCCUUAACUGCCAUCACCACCGCAGCCCCUGCUGCCCCGCAUCCGCUGCACGCCUCUACUUAGAUUACUUCGCCCCAUCACGCCUGCAUCGACACGCGCGUGAUUCAAAACCAACAAGAUGUCAAAACUUGACUUUCCUAUCCUUGACUCAACUGGCUCGGAAUAUCAUAGUUGGGUCACGGAUGUUGAGAAUCAUCUCACUUCAAAAGGGAUCCUACCUGUAAUUCAGGCACCAAAUCCAGAUCUCUUAUUCGAGCGUACGGCUACGAAUAAUGCCACCGCCCUUAUUUUGAUAAGGCGCCACAUGGAUAAAUCACUCCGAUUGGAGUACAUGGCAAUCAAGGAUGCUAGAGAAUUAUGGGUUGCGCUAGAAGAGCGUUUUGGUAAUGUAAAGGAUACCCUCCUCCCUGACUUGAAAGUUCAAUGGAACAAUCUACGAUUUGCUGACUUCAAGUCUGUAGCUGAAUAUAAUUCAGAAGUUCUUCGCCUCAAGACCAUGUUGGGGUUCUGUGGACAACCUGUCACAGAGCAAGAACUAAUUGAGAAAACUCUCUCCACCUUCCCCGUCGCAGCUAUUUUGCUAUCAAAGCAAUACCGAACUGAAUUCAAUACUGGACGGCUCACGAGGUUUCAUCAGCUAAUUAAUAUUAUGUCUGUAGCUGAAAAGCAUGAUAAUAUCCUCGUGAAAAAUUAUAAGGCCCAUCGGAACUAA
Messenger RNA from Rosa rugosa (rugosa rose), 885 nucleotides. RefSeq lists its product as uncharacterized. NCBI's taxonomy places the organism in Eukaryota, Viridiplantae, Streptophyta, Magnoliopsida, Rosales, Rosaceae. The record is from RefSeq and is a predicted model, not a curated record. The transcript is spliced from 2 exons. Bases 292 to 885 code for a protein of 197 amino acids.